Messenger RNA from Armigeres subalbatus, 1028 nucleotides. RefSeq lists its product as uncharacterized. The transcript is spliced from 4 exons. NCBI's taxonomy places the organism in Eukaryota, Metazoa, Arthropoda, Insecta, Diptera, Culicidae. The record is from RefSeq and is a predicted model, not a curated record. The coding region runs from base 3 to 311 and encodes 102 amino acids.
GAAUGUUAAAACCAGCGAAGGUGACAAGCGGGACAAUCUGUGGCCAGGCGAAUAGACGCCCCAACGCCGGCACACUAUCGGUGGAACACCCAGAAGAUCCGGCAACCUGUAAGGCCAGGAACAGCAACGCCAUUUGCUCUCCCAGAGUUCACCAUUGUUCGUGGGAAAAGGCGGUUACAACGGAGGCAGCAGCAACGACGGUAACAUCCGAGUCCUCGCACAAGCGACUAAGCGAUCCGCGAAGAUCACGAAAGGCUCUCCGAGGAGGGCCUUUUAUUGAGAUCGCUCAAUCUAGCGCUUCCCCACGGUAGUCAAAACCUUGUCACAUCAUCGGCAGUGUUAAAGCAACAGUACGUCUGGCUGAGGCAGUAGGCAGUAGGUCGGCGUAUUGUGCAUCUCACACCCACAAAGGUUACGUUAAGCAGGGCUAGUCAGUGAAGACGAGCCGCAACCCUUCAUCAAGGAUUGUGUGUGCGUGCAUCGCCGAAUGAGAAGAGACCAGUGAGAAUCAUCAUCGUCAGUGAGUCGCAUCGGUGUACACCAUCAUCAACAAAUAGUGUGCGUGUGAACUGCAUCGGCAACGAGGGGAAGAAUUGAGGUGAAUGCAUAGAAGAACGACCAACAAAAUAUCAUCAUCAUCAGUGAUUCGCAUCGGUGGUUACCAUCAUCGGUAACGAGUGUGCGUGUGUGCUGCACCGGCAGCGAGGAGAAGUAUUGAAGUGCAUGCAGAGAAGAACGAUCAAGAGAACAUCAUCGUCGUCAGUGAUUCGCGUCGGUGUUUACAAUCAUCGACAACGAGUGUGCGUGUGAGGAGAACGAUUAAAGUGCAACCGGAGAAGAACGAUCAUCAAAACAAACCGACGAAUGCAAUUUUGCGGAUCGUUUUGAUGGUACCACAACGGCAGCCUCGUUUAGGAAUGGAAUGAGCAUGAUGAUGAAUGAAAGGUAGGCCUCGAAUUAAGCGCAUGAAAAUAUAGAAAAUGAUUGAAAUUGAUAGUUGUUAGAUUAUUGGAAUUAGCGAGUAGAGA